AAAAAAUUCAUUUAUUCACACACGCUUCGCAAGUCCGGCUUCGUGCAACCGUGACGUCGGCAUCGUGGCAGUGGCAUUGGUACGUACCGGUGGCGUGAGUGUUCCUAUCGCCUUGCAACUGUGACGGGCUAUAAAGCCGUUACCCAGUUAGUUGGUUGAUCCUUGGACAAGGCCGGCCGAGAAGGAUCUGUUAUUUCAAGCCGCUGAGGUGAAAACGUGGAUAACUAAUUGGGGGUUUUGGAAUGGCGAGUUGUGUAUGGACGCCGCGUAUGCGGGCUACCUAUUCUUCUGUAUGCUUGGACUGCCGCCCCACCUCACGGAGGCGGAGGACAGGCGUCAAUUUCAGUGGCCCCUCAGUUGUCAGAUGUCGCAAAUCUGACUCGCUGUUUAUGUGCACCAGAAGAAUCUAUUGCAGCACCGCUAAUGACAACGAAGCUAGGAGCAGUGACAAACAAACUGGAAUUCAGCUUUACAGAGAUAUUGAGAGAUUGCUUACGGAGACAGUUAAGCAAUCUCAAGGUGAUUGGCGAACUUCAAGCAACUGGAGCGAACUUGAGGGUGCAUGGGUGUUGAGACCAAGAAAUUCAAAACCAGUGUCCAUUGUACAUUUCAUUGGUGGUAUAUUCGUUGGGGCUGCCCCUCAGCUUACCUACCGCUUGUUUUUGGAGAGCCUUGCAGAAGAAGGUAUAUUGGUUAUCGCUACCCCUUAUGCUAGUGGGUUUGAUCACUUUCUUAUCGCAGAUGAAGUGCAGUUUAAAUUUGAUAGAUGUCGUCGAUUGCUUCAGGAACCGGAACAAGAUCUUCCUUGUUUUGGCAUCGGGCAUUCUCUGGGAUCUGUCAUUCACCUAUUGAUCGGCUCAAGGUAUGCCGUGCAAAGAAAUGGGAAUGUAUUGAUGGCAUUCAACAAUAAGGAAGCAAGUAUAGCCAUUCCCUUGUUCUCACCUGUUCUCGUACCAAUGGCUCAAAGCAUUGGACCAAUUUUGUCACAAGUUGCAUCAUCUCCAACAAUUCGUCUUGGGGCAGAGAUGACUCUGAAGCAAUUAGAGAACCUUAGCCCUCCAAUUAUGAAGCAGGUUCUUCCUCUGGUUGAGCAACUUCCUCCAUUAUAUAAGGAGUUGGUUAACGGGAGGGAGAAUUUUACCCCAAUACCAGAACAGACUAAAAGACUGAUAAGGUCUUAUUAUGGGAUUUCAAGGAAUCUUUUAAUAAAGUUCAAAGACGAUACGAUUGAUGAAACAUCAGUACUAGCCCAGAUACUUAGCUCAGAAUCUGCUAUCAGUUCAAUGCUUGAUAUGUCCAUACGCUCAUUACCUGGGGAUCAUGGGCUUCCGCUCCAGCAGAGACACAAACACAGGCACGCAUGCACAUGCACACACGGAAACAUGCGCAAAAUUGGGCAGGGGAACUUGUGUCCAAAUAAGAUUCAUACUUCAUUUCUUGCUUGAUAUGUCACCUAUCAAGGUUGAAUGUUCAGGCUCUGCCAGAUGUUCCCCCAGCAAUGGCAGAUGCGGUGAAUCGGGGUGGAGAGUUUUUGGCAUCUUUAACUGCGGGGACACCAUGGGAGACAGUUGCCAAAGAAGUAAGCAAUUCUCUUGGCAGGGACGCGAGACUUGUUCGUCCAGAAAUGUCCAAGGACAUGGACCUCCUUGUCAAUGUAAUAACUUCCUGGAUGAAGGGAAACACAAGUACAAGACUUUUAAGGCCCUGAUCAAUCAAUGACCAUGCUAACGCUUUCAGCCUGCUGGAGUUACAGGUGGAGGAAAGGAAAAGACUUCAGACCUUCUUGCCCCCAAUGUUGAUAUUUAACACUACUAUAAUAUACAGAAUUAAAACUUCGAAAGCUUGGGCUAUAACCCUCCUUGUCAGUGUAAUAACUUGGUUGAUGAAAGCAAAUACAAGUACCAGACUGCUAAGGCCCUUAUCAAUACACGUCUAACUCUUAAGGGAUUUCUCCUAGUGGCGUUGCAGAUGUAGGAAAGUAAGGACUUAGACCGCUCUCAAGUGUACGGAAAGCUGCAACCAUAAUAGGAGAUAAAUUUGAAUCUGCCAAGUGUUCCCUUGUACAUCUAUUUUGGCAUUACUAGUUUUAUUUUGGCAUAUUUGUUA
Molecule: messenger RNA, 2106 nt
Organism: Coffea arabica (coffee)
Lineage: Eukaryota; Viridiplantae; Streptophyta; Magnoliopsida; Gentianales; Rubiaceae
Source: RefSeq, a predicted model, not a curated record